CACUCCGUCAUGGCAGCAGUGGCCUUUCUCAGCAGGAUAAUGCUGAAACUGGUUUGAGGAACAUGAUAAAGAGUUCAAGGUGUUGCCUUCAAAUUCCCCAGAUCUCAGUUCAAUCAAGCAUCUGUGGGAUGUGCUGGAAACACGUGUCCAAUCCACGGAGGUCCCACCUCGCAAACGUACAGGAUUUAAAGGAUCUGAUGUUAAUGUCUCGGUGCCUGAUACCACAGGACAUGUUGAGAGGUCUGUGGAGUCCAUGUCUCACCAGGUCAGAGCUGAUUUAGUGGCCUGAGGGGGACCUACACAGUAUUAGGCAGGUGGCUUUAAUGUUGUGGCUGAUCAGUGUAUAUUUUCUGGGCUAUUGUUGUGUAUUAUGUUAUACUGUGUAUGUGAAGACUGAACUGGACAGAGUGAGAGUAAAUUCUACAGAUUGAUGCUCUUAUUUCUAGAUCUUUUGAUUCCUACUUUAUCUUUUACAGUAUAGACUCUACACAGAUCUGUACCCUCAGUGACAAAAGUCAGUUCUGUUUUACAGCUUAACACAGUAUAAAGCCAUGCAACAGUGUUAUGGGACCAAGCUGCACAUGGACCAGGCUCAUUACCAUUAACUUUGCUUACAGUGUCAAAACGCCUCCUUUCUCCAAAAGAUCUGUUUGCCCCAGCAAAAUCACGCUCACACUUCACUGACUUCAAAUGGAGUGGUAUUCACUGUGUGUGCCCGUGUCUGUGUGUGUGUGUGUGUGUGGAGGGAGGGAGGGAGGUGGGGGUAGGUGGGGUGUGUUUCUGAAUAGCAGCAAAUGUCCUGGAUGCUUCACUCUGUUUUGUUUUUGUAACUUUGGCAGCGAACCAGUCGGCAGACAGCAGCGAGCGUCAACCUCAUCCAGAAGCUUGGGGACUUUUCUUGCACUUUGGAGCAGUUUCCAGCCAAAGACAAAUGCAGCAGGUCAGACCAUCUAUAUGUGGUUCUGAGUGAGGCGGCUGGGGCUGAGACAGACUGAGCAAAGGGGUGUAGAUGUAGGGAGAGAACCAGCACAGGACUCAGAGGCUACUUUUACAAGUUUUAUCCCGCUCUUAUUUUCUUUCUUUUUUUUAAUUGAGGUUAUAUUUUACACCACUGAAGAUUGAAAUGUCUCUCAUCCUGACUGUGCUGGACAAGCUGGCUUACUUUCUGUCUCUCAUAGCGUUUUGCGUCAGUGUGUCGUACAGCUGGCUGAAAUGAAACUAGAUUAUUCUUCUAUAUCCACGAGGUCUGACAAUGACUGGGUGCUUUUUCAGUCGAUAUUUAACAAGUGAUUCUGAGUUUGGGGUUUGAGUUAGGAUGGUUUUACUGAAAACCUGUGCACCCCUGACACCGAAGCGUGAGUUUCUGAGUCUUUGCUUUACUUUAACAUGUCUGGGAUUUGUCUGCAACUUAUCCAGCUGAGGGUACACUGACAUGAGACGUAGCCUUGCAGCUGUUUUGACAGUGUUCGGAUUCCUACAUGUUGCUGUUAAUGAUGCAAGAUGUGUGUUCAAUUCCGUCUCAUUAACUUCUCUGCAGGUGUAACUGAAGACAGUGAGCUCCAAACCAACGAUCAUGAUGCUGCAGCAGUGCAUCCUGAGGACAUACUAUGUGCUUGCGCUGGUGCUGUGCAUUUCAGCCAGUGAGGACUUUGCCUGGACAAAGAAUGAGAAGACAUCUUUCUUCUACGGCACCUUCCCAACUGGUUUCUCCUGGGGAGCUGGAAGUUCUGCCUAUCAGACCGAAGGAGCCUGGAACACAGACGGCAAAGGAAUGAGCAUCUGGGACGCAUUCGCACACAAGAAGGGGAAAAUAUUCUUAAAUGACACCGGAGACUCGUCGUGUGAGGGGUACUUCAAAUUCAAGGACGACAUUACAUUGAUGAAGGACAUGAAGCUGAAUCAUUAUCGUUUCUCCAUCUCCUGGCCGAGGAUCUUACCAAGUGGACUGAAAAAUGAACACAUCAAUGAGAAAGGAAUCAAAUAUUACGAUGACCUGAUUAACAUGCUGCUGGAGAAUAAGAUCACACCCAUUGUUACUCUGUACCACUGGGAUUUACCGCAGGUCUUACAGGAGAAAUACGGCGGCUGGCAGAACGUCAGCAUGGUGAACCACUUCAACGACUUCGCCAACUUAUGCUUUGAGAGAUUUGGAAACAGGGUGAAGUACUGGAUCACCUUCAACAACCCGUGGUCAGUCGCUGUGGAGGGAUAUGAAACAGGGGAACAUGCUCCUGGGCUGAAGCUGAAGGGAACAGGAGCGUACAAAGCUGCUCACCACAUCAUCAAAGCACAUGCUAAGGUUUGGCACACGUAUGACAUGCAGUGGCGAAGCAAACAAAAAGGCCUGGUUGGGAUCUCGCUAACGGCCGACUGGGGUGAACCAGUGGACAUCACCAACCAGAGGGACAUCGAAGCAGCAGAGAGAUACAUCCAGUUCUACAUGGGCUGGUUUGCCACUCCCCUCUUCAACGGAGACUACCCCCAGGUUAUGAAAGAUUACAUCGGCAGGAAGAGUGGCCAGCAGGGCCUGGGAGCUUCACGGCUGCCCGUCUUCUCGCCUCAGGAGAAGAGUUACAUCAAGGGAACCUGUGACUUUCUGGGCCUCGGCCAUUUCACGACCCGCUACAUCACCCAGAAGAAUUACCCAUCAGGCCUUGGAGACAGCUACUUCACAGAUCGUGACCUUGCUGAGCUGGUUGACCCUCAGUGGCCUGAUCCUGGCUCUGAAUGGCUCUACUCUGUCCCCUGGGGCUUCCGACGAUUGUUGAACUUUGUCAAGACUCAGUAUGCAAACCCCAUGAUCUACGUGACAGAAAACGGCGUGUCAGAGAAAAUGCUCUGCACUGACCUCUGUGAUGACUGGAGAAUGCAGUACUUCAAAGACUACAUCAACGAAUUGCUCAAAGCGAUUAAGGACGGGGUGAAUGUGAAGGGCUACACAGCCUGGUCUCUUCUCGACAACUUUGAGUGGGACGAAGGAUACUCUGAGAGGUUCGGGCUCUACUAUGUGGACUUCAGGAACAAGAACAAACCACGCUACCCGAAGGCCUCUGUCCAGUACUACAAACGCAUCAUCAGCUCCAAUGGCUUUCCCAAUCAGAGAGAGGUGGAGAGCUGGAAGAGGAAAGCUGUGGAGACUUGCUCUUCUAGUAACCAGCUCCUGGCUGCAGAUCCGUUGAUAGGCCACAUGGAGAUGGUCACAGAGAUCGUGGUUCCCACCGUGUGCACACUCUGCAUCCUCCUCAGCGCAGUCUUCCUCAUGUUCCUGCUGCGUGGACGCCUCUGAGAAAAAACAAAACAAAACAAAACAAAACACAUCACCUGUUUUUACCAAACCAGACGUCAGUUGCCUUGAAGCUGAAGAUAUGAACCUGAGAGUGACUCCGCUGCUGUAAAACUUCAUCCUGUCGAGAGCAUUUUUGUUGAUUUAACUGUUCUGACUCUUUUGCAGGUUGUUAUCAUAAAGUCAAAACAGACAGAAAAUGUUGUGACUCUGGGAGAAUUAAAUCAAGCUUGGUACUGGAUUAUUAUUAUUAUUAUUUUUUAAUCAAACUGGUCUUGUGUGGUUUUUGAUGUAGCUAAGUUUUAUAGGUUACUCAGGCUAACUGCAGAGAGGAGUUGGUUUCCUGUCAUCAAGUUGUAAAAUAAAGAAAUAAAGAAUGAUGGAGAUAAAGUGAUAAACUUCAAUUAAAUACAUUUUUAAGAGUAGGAUGGUGAUGAUGAGUCAUUAUUGUGUGAGUUAUGUUUGUUCUUAUGCAUUUUCUAAGCUGUUUAAAAUGAAUUUAUUGACGUGAAUCAAACAUAAAUUCACAGAAACAGGUUUUCCAUAACAGUGUUUUAUCCUUCAAAUGCUGACACAGUGACAAAUCUUAACACAUCUGCAUAAUUUGCCUAUAUUUUUAAUUAUAUUUUAUGUAUUUUCAUUUGACCAUAUUUUCUGUAACUGUUCUCUCCCUACAGAACGGACAUAAUUCUGGUGGAAACAAAAAUUUCUAAAGGAUUUGACGUACAGAGUCAACCUUAAAAAGCAACCAUGCAUGAUUUAUGUGAAAUUGCUAAAGGCAAACUCUAGAUUCCCACAGAUAACCUUGGUCUUGAUCCUGGCAUAAAGGCCCAGAAACCCUGUUGGAAGCACUGCAACCAUCCAAAUGAAGGAUGUGUUUUAUCUCUGUGUGGUUUAACUUGUGAGCUCUUUUACAUUUUGUGGGUUGUUUUAAAUGGUUUAAAUGGCUGUUUUUUUUUUUUUUUUUUUUUUUUUUUAAUCAAACGA
Lates calcarifer (barramundi perch) is the source of this 4270-nucleotide messenger RNA. It is a transcript of the gene lctla, whose product is annotated as lactase-like a. Gene Ontology annotation, biological process: carbohydrate metabolic process. The record is from RefSeq and is a predicted model, not a curated record. The transcript has 13 exons. The coding region runs from base 1574 to 3286 and encodes 570 amino acids. Gene Ontology annotation, molecular function: beta-glucosidase activity. Lineage: Eukaryota; Metazoa; Chordata; Actinopteri; Centropomidae.